Messenger RNA from Ochotona princeps (American pika), 1355 nucleotides. RefSeq names its product SH2 domain containing 1B (gene SH2D1B). The coding region runs from base 129 to 530 and encodes 133 amino acids. NCBI's taxonomy places the organism in Eukaryota, Metazoa, Chordata, Mammalia, Lagomorpha, Ochotonidae. The record is from RefSeq and is a predicted model, not a curated record. The transcript has 4 exons.
ACCACUGGGGAAGUGUCAUUGUUAGGCCCUUUCAAACCAUCAGCCUUCCCUUCCCUUCUCAGGGGCAUUCCUUGACUUGAAGCUGGGUUUCGAGCUAAUAGGACAGCGCACACAAGACAGCGCUCUCCAUGGAUCUGCCUUAUUACCACGGCCCUUUGACCAAGCAGGACUGUGAAACAUUGCUGCUCCAGGAAGGGGUGGAUGGCAACUUCCUGCUAAGAGACAGCGAGUCCAUACCAGGAGUCCUGUGCCUCUGUGUCUCGUUUAAAAAUUUUGUCUAUACAUACCGAAUCUCCAGAGAGAAGCAUGGGCAUUACAAGAUAAAGACUGCAAAAGGCACCCCUGAGCAGCUCUUCCCAAACCUGAAAGAAUUGAUCUCCAAAUUUGAAAAGCCAGGACAAGGGCUGGUGGUUCAGCUUUUGAAACCCAUCUGGAGAACCAAACCCUACCCACCAUGGAGAAGAUCAGAAUCAAAGUCGGAUACUGUUUAUGAAAACACUGACCACGAUUAUGUGCAUGUCUUGCCUUGAAGAUAUGGCACCUGGAGGAAGCACGCGAGAGAAGAGGUGAGUGGCAGCGAUCACCGGCAACUGCUUCUUCUGCAGGGGCAGGUCCAGAAUGCCACGUUCCAGUGAACAAGGCUGACUUUCCUCAUUUGAGUAACUGAAGAUCCAGACAAGCCACUCUCCAUAUCUCUGUUUCCAAAGCAUACCUCAAAAGAAGUUUCCAGGACCCCGAUUCACAUCUUGCUCUUCUUUCUUGGAAUGGGACAACCUGAACAUAACUUUCUUUGUCCUGUGAAAUGUCCUACCACUGCAUCAUGACUGAAACCCUCUUGGACAGAGGGGCAGUUUCACACCAAGGAGUGCAUGCUCGGCAUUGUGUUUGGAACCUCGAGCGCAAGCCAUACACUGUUUCAUUUGGGGAGGGAGAGGGACUUUCCUCUUCUUUAAAAUCUCAUAUUUUAAGAUUUAUUUGUUUUUAUUUGAAAGACAGAUUUUUACAGAGACAGAGAAGGAGUGACACACAGAGAGGUUGUCCGUUCAUUGUUUCACUUGCCAAAAUGGAGCUAAUUCAAAGCUGGGAGCCAUGAACUUUUUCUGGCUUCCCAUAUGGAUUCAGGGGCCCACGCCCUAGGGCCAUCUUCCACUGAGUUCCCAGACAUAAGCAGGGAACUGAAUUAGGAGCUUAAACCAAUGCCCAUAUAGGCUGCCUGUACUUGAAGGUAAAGGAUUAGGCUGCCAAGUUACUGUGCCAGUCCUUAGGUCUCAGUGUCUUAAUCUGUAGUCAUGCUGUGAGCCUGGUUGUGGGAAAGCUGGGAGCAUUGGAUAUUUGUACAGUAUCAGUAGAAUCAG